This is a messenger RNA of Thalassophryne amazonica, 2935 nucleotides long. It is a transcript of the gene itih3b, whose product is annotated as inter-alpha-trypsin inhibitor heavy chain 3b. The transcript has 22 exons. NCBI's taxonomy places the organism in Eukaryota, Metazoa, Chordata, Actinopteri, Batrachoidiformes, Batrachoididae. The record is from RefSeq and is a predicted model, not a curated record. The coding region runs from base 29 to 2674 and encodes 881 amino acids.
UCUGACUGUUACUAGGGUUGGAGGUGUUAUGGAGAAAGCUGUGGUGCAUGUUGCCCUCGCUGGGCUGCUGCUGACUUUUACUUCCACGCUACCAAACAAGGAUGACUGGAACAUCUACACCUUUCACAUUAACUCCACAGUGAGCGGCCGUUAUGCCACCACUGUCAUCACGAGCCGUGUGGCAAAUCGUAUGGACGAGUCAAAGGAAAUAGAAUUCCACGUUCGUAUUCCCAAAAAUGCCUUCAUCACUAAAUUCAGAAUGUUCAUGGAUGGUGAGGUGUACGAUGGUGUGGUGAAAGCUAAGGAACAAGCUCAGCAGCAGUACACUGACGCUGUGUCUCGUGGUCAAAGUGCCGGCAUUGUCAGUUCUGUGGGCAGGACCCUCGAGGAAUUUAAGACCUCUGUCAAUGUGGCUGCACACAAAAAGGUGACGUUUGAGCUGACGUAUGAGGAACUGCUGAGACGUCAACUUGGCAAAUACGAGCUGCAAAUCCACGCUCAACCCAUGCAGCCAGUCAAAGACUUCAAGAUUGACGUGCACAUUCAUGAGAAAGCAGGGAUCAGUUUCCUUGAGGUUAAAGGAGGACUCAGUACCAAAGCCCUGGCUAAUGCCAUCACUAAAACACUUACUGACAAAGAGGCAUGGGUGUAUUUCUACCCAACAGAGGACCAACAGAAAAAUUGUGACAGCUGUGGAGAACAAGGCAUGAAUGGAGAUCUGGUUAUUGUUUAUGAUGUCAACAGAGACAACUUACUAGGAGACAUCAAGAAGUCAGAUGGAUAUUUUGUCCAUCACUUUGCCCCCGUUAGUCUUCCUGGCAUACCAAAGAAUGUUGUCUUUGUUAUUGACCGAAGUGGCUCCAUGGCUGGCAAGAAAAUAGAACAGACCCGAACAGCAUUAAUCCACAUCUUGGGUGAGCUGGCAGAAGAAGACUUCUUUGGUCUUAUCACCUUUGAUGGCAACAUUGCUCACUGGAAACAAGAACUUGUUCAGGCAACCAAGGAAAACGUGGACAGUGCAAAGAGUUUUGCUAAAAAAAUUACAGACAGAGGAGCCACAGACAUUAAUGCAGCAGUGUUGGAAGGAACUCAUAUGCUGAAUGCCCAUGAAAGAGAAGGUUCAGCUUCUCUCCUUAUACUUCUUACUGAUGGAGACCCAACUGUCGGGGAAACAAAUCCAGAGAAAAUCCGCUCAAAUGUAAGAAAGGCAAUCGGUAAGAAAUUCCCACUCUACUGUCUCGGCUUUGGUUUUGAUGUCAGUUUUGAGUUCCUUGAGAAAAUGGCUUUAGAGAACAGUGGUAUGGCACGACGGAUUUAUGAAGACUCUGAUGCUGACUUACAGCUGAAGGGAUUCUAUGAGGAGGUGGCCACUCCUCUGUUAAUAGAUGUAACAAUGACUUAUGCUGGUGGCACCAAUCUGACCCAGACAACCUUCAGCCAGUAUUAUAACGGCUCUGAGAUCGUGGUGGCCGGUCAGAUCACCAACAACAACAUAGAAGAGUUCACACCGCUGGUUGUGGCCAUUUCAAAGAGCAAAAAGCUAACUUUUGUUGACAACAAUGCCACCGUGGAAUCCACUGGAACAACUGCAGAUAAACGUGUCCAGAGGAUUUGGGCCUACCUCACAGUGAAACAGCUACUGGACAAAGAGUUGCAGUUAUCAGGACAUGAGAAGGAGAAAGUGAAGAAAGAGGCCUUGGAUCUGUCUCUGAAGUACAGCUUUGUGACUCCUCUCACGUCCAUGGUGGUCACCAAGCCUCCAGGAGAGAACAUAGAGGUGCUCCAUAAACCCAAAGAGGGUCAGCCACCAGAAGAAAUUGAAAUGCACAGUGCACAUGGACAACCAUUUUUUGCACAGAGAGCACCACUACGUCCAGGUGGCAAACGGUUCGGGUUAAAGAAACAGUCAGUUUCUUCUCGCACAAUUGGUGGUGGUGCUGGUCUUGGAGGUGGUGCUUGGAGUGAUGUUUUUAUGCGACCACCAGUUGUUCCAAAUUUCUUAAUGAUCAUAGAUGUAAUUCCCACAGCUCCAGAUGUGGUGCCCACAGUGGUUCCAACAGUGGAACACACAUUUUUGUUAAAAGCUGAGAAUCAGUCUCAUCCGAUCUGUUUUGAUAUCAUUGGAAGAACUAAACUUAAACUGCUUCAAGAUCCCAGCAGCAAGCUGUCUGUCAAUGGUGAGCUUGAUUCAGCACCGGGCUUCAAAAAGAUUGUCAUCCACUACAAACCUGAUUCUCACGUUCAGAUCGAUGCCAGUGAAAUCAGCAUCCACGAUGAACAGAACGUGACAUUUUACAGCUGGUCUGAAAAUACCAUCACUGCUGGAAGUGUGACGCUGAUUUGUCGGGACAAGGAGAUCGACAUUUCAGGCAGCAACUUUCGUAUGGUCAUCUUUCUUCACCAGAAACAAAUGAUGAAAUUCCUCUGGCUGGUUCUGAGACAGGCGACAUUCAGCAAUGCUGAAGGACUUUUAGCUGUAAAGACACCAGAUUUCAAGGUGCUCCUGAAAGCUCACUCACCAACAAUAAAGAUCCAAACCGAGGAGACUGAUGUUAAGAGAGCUAUAGCUGUGGACUACAGCAUCCCAUCUGCACCAGCGAUGGAGUGCUGGCACUCGCCGGCUGAAGUCGCUUUGCAGAGGCCUCUGGAUGUUUUUAUUGUCCAUCAACUUUAACAAGCUGCGAGAGACUGGCAUCUUGUCCAGAGUGUACCACGCCUCUCGCCCUGUGACCACUGGGAUAGGCUCUGGCUCGACCAUGACUUGUAAUUGUAAUAAGCGAGAAAACAAAAUGAAUGAAUGAACUUUAACAAGUCAAAUCCUUGAAUAAAUGAAGAAGGCAAACACUGUUUCAUGAAACACUGGUUGAAAACAAACAGUCCACAUGUUGCAGAUAGAAACAAAUAAAUUGUACCACAGAUCUUUGGUUUCAUUGUC